Molecule: messenger RNA, 1932 nt
Organism: Acanthocheilonema viteae
Lineage: Eukaryota; Metazoa; Nematoda; Chromadorea; Rhabditida; Onchocercidae
Source: the annotation of a GenBank genome assembly
AUGGAGAAAAUAUAUCGAAAUUCUCGGAUACUUAUAAUUAUUGGUAUUGUGAAUGUUGUAAAUGCCUUUUUGGCUGGUUGUAUUCAAGCGGAAAAGUCGUAUCAUACGGAGCAUUUCACCAAUACUCACUGGAUCACUAUCAUAUCACUUUUUGCUGGUAUCGCUUCAUCGAUCUGUCCAUCUUUUAAUCAUUUGUCCAUUCCAUUCAUCUUUGCUAUCAUCGUUGACAUAUUCGCUUUAGCUAUUUCAUUUGCUACAAUCAUUGCUGAUUUUUUUAAUGUAAUUGCUAUUUGGAAAGAUUUCGGUACAUUAACAAGGAAUGCUUUUAUUACAAAAUUACAGGUAUAUGGAUUACUCAGUUACAGUACGGUGGAUAUGAUUUUAAGUGCGGUAUCAGUAGCAUUACUGUUACUGAUACUUUCAUCUUGUUACCGUAAUUUCCUGGAUAUUCAGAUGGAAAGACAUUCCAUACAAUUUUCUAUUAUCGGUUGCACACUUAUUGCAACUUCAAUGCUUAAAUUUUUUUCCUGGCUUGCUGAAUUGUAUUUUUUACGUUCCAUUGGUAAUGUUAUUCGUUAUACAUUCAUACAUUAUACCACAGAUGAACCUCUCUGGAUUAUGCUUAAUAUAGCACUUGGUAUUUUGUGUAUACUACGAAUUCCCCCAAAUUCUCCAACAAAAUUAAUAAUUUUUUGUCUCUCUUCAAUAAGUAUUUAUCCAACUGUUACUUAUUUAUGGAUUGAUUAUCGAUGGUUUUCUAAUGCUGUAAUUUCUGGAACAACAUUUGCGAAAUGGACACCAGAUUGGUUAUCAGUGCUUAGUUUAAGUACUGGCAUUAUCCACAUUUUCUUAUUGAUUAUUCUAACUUUAACACUUAUCAGUUCAUUUCGACAGCCGCUUCACAUGAAUUUCUCUUCUCAGUUCAAAACAUUUCUGUUCAUCUCAAGUAUAAUAGCAGGCGGAAUUUCUAUUGCACUUUUUGCAUUCGAUAUUAUAUCAAUUCGUUUGGAGGCAUUUUAUAAAAUUUUUCAUGGAAAUGAGCAAAAAACACCAUUCUUGACAACUUUAGCUACCAUAUUCCUAUUUUUUGCUUCCAAUAGGAAGGUCAAUUUCUUCGUGAUCCCUGCACUGCUAACCACAUUACUAUUCUGUAUUCAAUCAACAACUUUUCUACUUAUCUCAUACCUCUAUCUAUCAUGGAAUGGAUAUUAUGCUGAUGAAGUAUGUGAAAUAUUUUAUCGUGGUUCUGCCUGGUGUACGAGCUAUUUAACUAUACCUGGUGCCAUAUCACAUUUCAUUGAAACACUUUUGUAUUUUUGUGUUUUUGUUGCAUCCUGUAGUAUGGUUUACAUUAUUUGGCGAAUGGUACAAAUAAAUCCACGUCGUGGUGCCUAUAAUAUUGAUGAAAAAAGUAUUGCGGCUAUAAAAUUGGAGAAAUUAAUUGAGAAAAUUGGCUUGGCUUUGUUGAUUGCUGGUGCCGGAGUGCUUAUUGUUACUAUGUAUGAAUUUAUAUGGAACUCAUCGAGACAUCCAUUAAUUGUUUUGCUUACCUCACUUUAUCAUCUCUCUCUUACUAUAACUCUUCUCAUUUUUCCUCUUUAUCAGAUUGUCAUUAGUCGAGAACUGUAUGCAAAUUUGUUGCAUUGCACAUGCUUGCUGAUGAUUAAUGCAGUUCGUUUCGCCGACAUCUUGACGCAGCUAGACUAUCGAAAUAUUGGUGAAGUAACAAGUUGGUCAUGGAGGAUACACAAUACAACGGAAGUAUUCGCAUUAGGUGCUCAUUUUGCAACAAUCGUAUGGUGUCUUAGGAUUCUUGAUAUAGUUAAUAAUACUAGAAUUUCUCAUAUGUCACAACCCUUUGUGGAAUUCAGAAAUCCACUAAGUACAGACCAAAUGGCUCAACAUUAUACUUAUUCGGUUCAAGAUGUGUAA